Molecule: messenger RNA, 2650 nt
Organism: Scophthalmus maximus (turbot)
Lineage: Eukaryota; Metazoa; Chordata; Actinopteri; Pleuronectiformes; Scophthalmidae
Gene: smpdl3a
Product: sphingomyelin phosphodiesterase acid like 3A
Exons: 8
Coding region: 132-1460 (442 amino acids)
Biological process (GO): sphingomyelin catabolic process
Molecular function (GO): sphingomyelin phosphodiesterase activity
Source: RefSeq, a predicted model, not a curated record
GCCGCUGCACUUCCUGUUUACUGCCCGGAAGCGUCGCCUUCUACCUUGACGAUUGACCCGCAGCUGUAGUUGGUUUAUUCUAUGGAGGCUUCGUGUGAUUCACCGCGCUGUCAGAUUAUAACUCACCGAACAUGAUGGUACAAGUUCUGCGGUUCGCGCUGCUGCUGUUGAGCAGCGGGGCUCCGCUCGCGGCGGCACCGACCGGAAGCAGCUACCUGCCGGACACAGGCCGGUUCUGGCACAUCACUGACCUCCACCUGGACCCCACCUACCGCCUGGGCCCGGACCCAACCAAGGUUUGCUUCUCCUCCAAAGGAGCCGCCGCCGCCGCCGCCGGCGUGUUCGGAGACUUCCUGUGCGACUCCCCCUACCGCCUCAUCCAGUCGGCCCUCGCCCACAUGGCGCCGCUCACGCGGCCGCAGGACUUCAUCGUAUGGACCGGGGACAGUCCGCCUCAUGUGCCUGCAGGCGAGCUCUCCACGGACACGGUGAUCCAGGUGAUCGGUAACAUGACCCAGACCAUCAGGCUCCACUUCCCCAGCCUGACGGUGUAUCCCGCUCUGGGGAACCAUGACUACUGGCCUCAGGACCAGAUGCCGACCUCCACCAACGCCGUCUACAAGGCCGCUGCCCAGCUGUGGAAGCCGUGGCUGCACAAAGAAGCUCUGCUCACUCUCUCACAAGGUGGUUUCUACUCCCAGCUGGUGAAGCCCGGUUUGCGGGUGGUCAGUCUCAACACGAUCCUUUACUACGGACCGAAUAAAGUCAGCAGCAACAUGACGGACCCUGCUGGACAGUUCGAGUGGCUGGAGAACACUCUGGAGAAAGCUGCCCAGAGCCUGGAGAAGGUGUACGUCAUCGCCCACGUUCCGAUCGGUUACCUGCCCUUUGCCAGAAACACCACCGCCGUGACGGAGAGCCACAACGAGAGGCUGGUGUCGAUCUUCAGGAAGCACAGUCACGUCGUCGCGGGACAUUUCUAUGGCCACACCCACCGUGACAGCAUCAUGGUGCUGUUGGACCAGAAGGGGAAACCACUGAAUUCCCUCUUUGUGUCUCCGGCUCUGACACCGAUCAAACACGUUCUGGAGCCAUACUCCAACAACCCGGCGUUCCGCAUGUACCUGUACAACGCCAAGGACUACGCCAUGCUGGAUAUCUGGCAGUACUAUUUGAACUUGACGGAAGCCAACGAGAGACAAAGGUCCGACUGGAGGCUGGAAUACAUCAUGACCGAAGCCUUUGGACUGGCCGACCUGCGGCCGAGCAGCCUGCUGCGGCUGGGCCUGAGCUUCAGGCUGCCGCAGACCGGGGCCUUCGACGUGUACUUCAGGAACUACAUGGUGAGGUACAGCAGCAGCAUCACCUGUGAGGGAGACUGCCGGCUCAGUCAGGUGUGCGCCGUGCUCCACCUGGACCGGGCGUCCUACUCCAAAUGUGUCGCCAAGGGACAACGGUAGCGUCAAGGUGGAUUUUAAAAAUGAGAGAUGCGACAGUUCAUCGAUAAAUCAAUUCGUAUUGGGCUACUAAAUAAAAUCGCCAGCUCUUUUUGAUAAUCAAAGUAGUUUUUUAUGGGGGAAAAAGUCCAAAUUCUCUGAUUUGAGCUUUUUAAAUGUGAAUAUGUUCUGGUUUCUCUGCUCCUCUGUGACAGUAAACUGAAUAUCUUUUUAUGUGUGGACAAAACAAAACGUCAUCUCCGAGUUUUGGAAAACAAAAUCAACAUUUUAUGACAUUUUAUGGACCAAGCAACUAAAAUCAUCGUUAGUUGCAGCCCUCAAUCAAAAUGAAGGACACGCAGGUGACCUCUGCUACAUAUAUACUCUAUAUAUUUCAAAAAUUUAGAUAUUUUGAUUAUAUAUAUAUAUAUAUGUGUGUAUAACACAGUGUCCUAUUUUGGAAGAAUUCUACUGUGAAUGUAGAUUAAAUCAAAGGAUUCUACAGGGAUUUAUCAUAUUCAUAUAUAUUUUGUACUCGCUGUUUCUGCUGCUUUACUAUGGGGGGCUGAGCAACGAAAUAAACCAUUUAAGAACCAUCAGGGAAUAUUCUAUAAUCCAAGAUAUUACUUGCAGUAAAACGGUGAAGGUCGAGAAUACAUCUAUCAUAGAAAUCUGGAUGAUAUCGACGCGGAGCCGCAGCUUUUCCUCUGUCCUCUGACUCGUCUGCCUGAGUUUUGCGCGGUGCAGAGAGACAUUCAUAGAACAACAGUGAGGUGGACUAUUAAUGUGAUAUCUGCUCCACACAAUGAGCUUGAAGCCUUUGCCCCCGAAUCUCUUUCACCUCUUGAACGAACGCAUUAGACCUUAAUCUGUGCACCGAUCCAAUCGCUCCCAGAUGUCCACCGUCACUCGACACGAGGAGGAUUUAAAUCAUCACAUCCGUCCGUCACCCAUUUGUUUUCAAGAUCAGGAGUUGGAGCUGGUUAUCAUCUGAUGGGUUAUUAAUAUUGAUACAGUCCUCCUGCCUGCAUCACCAACUGGACUCUCAAGCGUGAGAUCUUUGUACAGUAAAGUAACUUCAACGUGUUGAACGUGGAAAUUCGUGGCAAUUUUUUGCAUCGCUAAUGAAAUUACAAUCAUGUGGCAUAUCACAGAGAAUAUUGGUUUUAAAUGUUGCUGUUUAUAUUUCUACUGAAUAAAGAACCUUGUCUUUA